Molecule: messenger RNA, 474 nt
Organism: Nestor notabilis (Kea)
Lineage: Eukaryota; Metazoa; Chordata; Aves; Psittaciformes; Psittacidae
Product: dnaJ homolog subfamily C member 18-like
Exons: 3
Biological process (GO): cellular response to misfolded protein
Cellular component (GO): endoplasmic reticulum membrane
Molecular function (GO): Hsp70 protein binding
Source: RefSeq, a predicted model, not a curated record
GGUGAGGAUAACCCUGUGUGCGCUCCCAGGAUAAAGCGGUGUCGGAACUACUAUGAAAUCCUGGGGGUGGAGAGGGAUGCCAGCGAGGAGGACCUGAAGAGAGCGUACCGCAAACUGGCCCUCAAAUUCCACCCUGACAAGAACCGUGCCCCCGGAGCAACGGAGGCGUUCAAAGCAAUAGGAAAUGCUUUUGCAGUUCUGAGCAACCCUGAAAAGCGAUUACGAUACGAUGAAUUCGGAAGCGACCAGGAGCAUGUCAGCACUGGCCAGCCCAGGCACUACAAUUACUACACAGAAUUUGAAGCAGAUAUUACACCAGAAGAAAUAUUCAAUGUGUUUUUUGGUGGGCACUUCCCUACAGGAAAUAUCCACAUGUUCUCAAAUGUAGCCAGAGACACGCACUAUUAUCCGCGGAGGCACCGAAAUGAAAGAGCAUGGACACAGGAGCAAGAGGAGGAAGAAACUAGGCCACAG